Messenger RNA from Saccostrea cuccullata (small rock oyster), 1629 nucleotides. RefSeq names its product dynein axonemal heavy chain 1-like. Gene Ontology annotation, biological process: microtubule-based movement. Lineage: Eukaryota; Metazoa; Mollusca; Bivalvia; Ostreida; Ostreidae. The record is from RefSeq and is a predicted model, not a curated record. Bases 1 to 885 code for a protein of 294 amino acids. The transcript is spliced from 7 exons. Gene Ontology annotation, molecular function: minus-end-directed microtubule motor activity; dynein intermediate chain binding; dynein light intermediate chain binding. Gene Ontology annotation, cellular component: dynein complex.
AUGUCAUAUAUAAAGAGCCUGCCAAUCAACGACACACCUGAGAUAUUUGCCCUACAUGAGAACGCCAACAUCACCUUUGCCCAGAAUGAGACCAACGCCAUGUUAACAGGCUUGUUGUUGCUCCAGCCCAAAACCUCGUCAGGGGGAGGCAAAUCCAGGGAGGAGGUUAUGGAGGAGACAGCCAAAGAGAUCCUGGAGAAGGUCCCCAAACCGAUCCCCCUGGACCCCCUCAAUGAGAAGUACCCCGUCAUGUACGAGCAGUCCAUGAACACGGUGCUGGUCCAGGAGGUCAUCAGAUAUAACCGUUUAUAUGUCCUGAUUGCGUAUCCAUCACUGAAGCCUCUCGCCUCCUGGGUGAUAGAUCUGGUCGCUCGAAUGAAAUUCAUCAAUGACUGGAUAGACAAUGGCAUGCCAUCCGUGUACUGGAUUUCUGGCUUCUUCUUUCCACAAGCUUUCCUGACAGGCACGCUGCAGAACUUUGCCAGAAAGAAGGUCAUCUCCAUUGAUACCAUCUCAUGGGAUUUCAAGGUGAUGAGGGAAUCCCUCUCUGAAUUGUCCAAACAACCCGAGGACGGCUGUUACAUCCGAGGCCUGUACCUCGAGGGAGCUCGCUGGGAUCCCAUCAAACAGAUGCUGGCCGAGUCCCGACCCAAGGAGUUGUAUGUGGAUGUCCCAGUUAUCUGGCUCAUCCCCACCGCUAACAGGAAGAACCCAGACAAGGGAAUCUACGAGUGCCCUGUCUACAAAACUCUCACUAGAGCAGGUACACUGUCCACUACCGGUCACUCCACUAACUUUGUGUUUGCAGUGGAACUCCCGACAGACCAACUCCAGAAACACUGGAUCAAGCGCGGCGUGGCCAUGCUGUGUGCCCUCAACUACUAACCGUGAUAUAUGGACUGUGAUAUAUACUUCUGUGGAGGACAGAUUUGUGUGUUUUGUAAGGGAUGUGGGAUACCAGAAAUUGGGGGGAUAUUUCCUGUGGUUCAGGAUUCCUCUUGCUGGGGUCCUGUACCAUCUUAUUACUAUAUAUCCCAUCAAAUCUGUGAUAAAGACAUUUUUGUUUAUUUAUGUAAUUUUCAAACACUCCGUCCAAUUUUAAAUUAUGAAUUUAUUUUUUCGUUUUUAUUUUUUUUUUUUUUAAUAUUCUCUAUUUUUUUGUGUUUUAUUUUUAGCUUCAUGCUCAAGUUAAAAGUUUGAAUGAUAAUUUCCUAAAAUUAAAUCUAUAUAAAAGAAAAAUAUUUUCAAUAUUGACCAGUUACAAAAAUAGACAAGUAAAUUUAUUUAUCUAUUGUUAUUUUAUGUAAGUAUUUAUACAUGCUGGCCGGUUGUAUAAGCUUAGUACUCUACUGAGCAUUUUGGUGAAGAGAUUUUAAUUCAUUAUAAAGACCAUAUGGUGUCAUGGGCCUGAAAACAUUCUCCUCUUUUUCUGUUUUCUAUGUAAAUCUUCAAUUAUCGGAUAAUCAAUUUUGGCAACAGCUUUCAAAUAUUCCAAACCUUUUCAGAAAAACUUAUAUUUUACUUAAUACUUCCUCUGUAAUUGAAAUUGUUUUUGAAUUUAAAUGUUGAAUGUUUAAAAUUAUUUUUUUUUUAUUUAAUGUUUGGAGUAAGAAUAAAAUUUUGGAUUCA